Molecule: messenger RNA, 2025 nt
Organism: Mytilinidion resinicola
Lineage: Eukaryota; Fungi; Ascomycota; Dothideomycetes; Mytilinidiales; Mytilinidiaceae
Exons: 1
Coding region: 1-2025 (674 amino acids)
Source: RefSeq, a predicted model, not a curated record
AUGGAGGCCGACCGUCCCGUGUCGUUCGAAUUGUCCGCCCUCGAAGACGUCAAGUCGUCUGCCCCGCCGUCUUCCGAGGACCGACUCCUGGAGAGCCUUCCUGAAGCGUCUCUCCAAGCGUCUCUUCCACUGUCAGAUGUCUGCUCAGACUCGAACACGAUUGGGGACGACGACACUAUACCGCGGGGUCGUGAUUUCGCGACGGGGCCAAAGCCAAAGCCAGCACGGGCCAAGGUUCAUUUCGCUGAACCAUAUUUCAGCGAAGAAUCACGUCCCACCACGCCUAAACAACCACCAGUGAAGGAAGACCCGGCAUUACCGUCUCCUCCUCAUGACGCGUUACCACCGCUCAUAUUCCCGCCUCCUCCCCCUUCCGUCGUCCAUCCCAUCCCUCCUCCACCGACGGUCCUGCCGCCACAUGCCCCUGAAGGUUUUCAGAAUGACGCGCACGAACAGCCGCUGAUCGGCGACGACCUUCCAACGAUUGAUACAGACAUGGAGACCUCCCAGGAACAGCUCGUACCUUUACAUCCACCUCCACCUCCACAUCCGCCUCCGCCUCCAGCAGACUUUCUACCGCCAACCACACCAACCAAGACCGAAGGAUCUGUCAAAUCUGUCAAUAUGACCGAAGCUCCACCUCCUCCACCGCCCCCGCCGGGUCCACCCCAACCUCUAGAUAUAACCUACAAUAUGAUCAUCUCCAGUGAUAAUGCCGAAUUGCCGCGAGUGAACCCUGGGGCCCAAAGAAUUUAUGAUCGGUUCAUGGAGGAUCUGUCGAAAUUUGUGCAAAUGCAGGAGGAUAUAACCAGGCUUCGGGUCCAAGUUCAGGAGAAAAGAACCGCAUUGCGAAUACAUCGGCAGAAUGUUUCUGACAAUGACCGAAUCUUUAUGGAUGCUCUACGUGUAUCAUGGAUCAGUGGGACUACCUCCACAGACACUAAAUUGGAACACUUUUUCCAGAAAGCCCAAUCAUCCCGAGACCUGGUUGGUCCGGCUGAAGACGACUACGAGGAGAUUGAGGGUAGAUUGGGUGCCGCUGAGUUUGCCUUGAAGGAGCAGUACGAAGAGUUGCAACGCAAAUUCAACCACUUCUUCAAGUUGCAAACUGGUACUACGACGGUAGCAACACACAUGUCCGACAUUUCCUUCGAAACAGGUUCGCAUAAGAGCGAGGUAGAGGGCGAACCAAGGAACGCCGCCAUGCUCAACGGAGCCUAUCUUGGCGAUAGCGUCAAAGUCGGCCAGAUGCCUUUGUUCAAGGCAAUGCCCCAAGAACCCGAAUAUGAGAGUUCGCUGUCCCACAGCAAACAAGAGUCGUUAGGAUUACACAACAUCCCGCGUCGAAGUACUGAGCGCCGUAGUACUGUUCUUACGGCGGAAGACGUGCCGAAAGGCAUGGCCGGGGAAGAUCGCAUUCCUCUAGAACUUACGGCUCCUGAUCUACAAACGCCAGAUAUCUGGCGAAUGGCGCAGCCCGACAAUCUGCGAGGUAUUGGAGACCUGGUGACUAUCCCUGAAGGAGAGCCAGCUUUCGAGGAAGAUGACAAUUUCUGGGGAGACGGACGAGACUUGCUCCUCCUGGACGAGGGUCCAAGUAGCCAGUCUACCCUUAGCGAUUAUCUACGUGAUUUCAAAAGCACACGUGAACGUAUCAACAUGUGGAUUCUCCAUAAGCUCAGAAUCUCCCCAUGGGAGAUGUAUGAGCUGGAGCGGAGUGUUGGUGAAGCAUCACAAGGAGAGCGUAUCCCGGAUUGGGCGCAUAUGGCGCUUGAUGUGUGGAGAACCGAUCUAGCCACGAAAGAUCUCGCCAACGUCAGAUAUGGUCCGGAUUCAAUAGAAGAAGACUCAGUCGAACAGCUGCCGCCUGCGGUACUACCUGCCAGGCCAGCCCCCAUUCCACCUGCUCCAGACGGACGUAAGAGGCAGAGACGAGGCCGUUCUCGCCACAAGUCUGAUCCAGGAAAUUCGUCCAAGGUCAUGGAUUUCGGAACCACCAAUAUGGCAGUACGGCAGAGAACGUGA